UAUAGUCAAUCCAACGUAUUGACUCGGGUAGAAAAAUCGAAGUGAAGGCAAAUAAAGGUUAUGGAAAAUUGAAAUAUUAACAUUUCUUUAACUCCGAUAUAAACAUGGGUCGACCCCGCCUGGGUGAGUAUAUCCGGGCCAUCGACUUCCUGGGCUCGAGCGGAAAGUACGAAGACAGCGAUGAUGACCCGGGCAACAAACUCAUAGAUUACGAGCGCCUCGUGAACAACGAUGAUUCCUUUAACCUUGCCGAACUCAAGGACGGAUUUGCGGCAUUUCGGGAGAAGGUGUGUGUACCGAACUUCCCCGGCCGCCACUCAGGGCCUUACUGGGUCGCUUACUCCACGAUCUGUGUACUCGAUAGACUAAAGGGUAGUUUUGAAGAUGACAAUGCAAUGAGAGAGAUCGGGCGCCAGCAAUUUGAAACUUGGCUUGCACUCCUUCGUGCACGGCCUUCGUCCGGUCACAUAGUUUUAAUGAGUAAGCUUAACGAUGCCAAAUACAAGGAAUACAUUCAGAGUCUUUCUGGAAAGGAGUUAGGCGAAGUAUUUCAGAAAAUGAAAAUUUCGUAUUCUUACGAUCCCUCCGACACAGACGAUGAAAGGGUGUACGCCGACUUUCUUCAUGACGGCAUCGUGAUGAUAUUUAAAAGUAUAAAUGAGGGUCAGUGUUCCGGUUGCCAGAACGAGUUCCUUGAUUUAUAUGGUUUCUACGAGGGUCUUCUGCCUAAAAUGUCUGAGAUUAUGAGGAGAUAUCUCGGCUACACCAUCCGGGAUAUGAGGAGCGUCUUUCCGGACAAAAACCCAUUCUUGGAUUUGAAAGACAUGCACGUCUACACACACUACUUAAAGGCUAUCAAAGAGAUGUUGUGUGCAUUCAAUGGCGACAUCAAUGACCUUGAGGUUGAAAACACUUUAAAGUGUAUCCUGAAAGCAGCCAGCAAAGAAAAUUUCAUUUUGGACAUAUACGAAGCUUUAAUUGAUGUGGUUGCAAGUUUUAUAAAACGAGAUUCAGCGCCAGCGAAUGCCGAACGAAUUCUCAAUUUAUUCAGACAAAACCUGUUUAGGUCCUUCCAUGAACAACAUGCCAAGCCGAAUCUGAAGGUGUUUGACGCCACAGUUAACUUUGUAGAAGAUAUUCUAGCUUCUACGAAGCACGAUGGUGAUGCCGAGGAUCGCAAGGAUAAUGAUGUCUCAAAGUGCCUUAAUGAAGCACUCGAAUACUGUGUCUUCAAGUUUUACGACCUGCCUAAGACGAAUGUAGAGGCGUUGUUGAAUCUCUGGAUUGUGCUAUUGAAGACGGAACAGAAGAGCUACGUAUAUAGAGUGUAUGAUAUCGCGGGAAAUGAUGAAUACGCCAAAGUUAUUGUAUGGAAGGAACAUUUGGAACACGCUAAAGCUUUUCUGAAAACAAUUUCGAAAGUGCGUUACCAUGACGAUACCAAGCGUUACUACGGAGAUAUAAUGAAGGCACUUUUAGAAAGCUGGAAAAAGGGGAAAGUACUGGGCAUGUUGCAAAAGGAACUCGUGGACUUUAUAUUCGAUUGUCUGUUGGACGAGUCCUCAGAUAAAGAAGGUCUUGCAGAAGAUGUUGUAGACAAGUUCUUUGUCAUGACAAAAAAGGAUGGUGAUCUCGUUGAUUACAUAUUGGACAAAGCUAUCGCUGCUCUAGAGAAACCGGAUAUGUUUCAAAAUUGGGAACGUGCAACUUCAGCAACAAUCCAGGGAAUACUUAACUGCUGCAUAGAGAUCUACAAGGGGUAAACGACUUGAAAUACAUAUUUUAUCGCAUUUAAAUAUAUUUAACACAGCUACAAGUUAUUAU
This is a messenger RNA of Mya arenaria, 1824 nucleotides long. RefSeq lists its product as uncharacterized. Bases 105 to 1763 code for a protein of 552 amino acids. The record is from RefSeq and is a predicted model, not a curated record. The transcript is spliced from 13 exons. NCBI's taxonomy places the organism in Eukaryota, Metazoa, Mollusca, Bivalvia, Myida, Myidae.